AUGGUGGAGGAAGCAGCGGGCAUGGAGAAGGAAGCGCAUGGCAUGGAGGAAGACGUGAAGGAGAACAAGAGUGAUCUUGUGAUGUGCCUCAAGGAUGAUUGUAUGUCCAUCCACACACGCAAACAGCACACAGAGCACUAUAACAAGUUUCACCGAGGGGUGGAAGAACUUACACGUCGCGAUCUGACAGACGAGGAAGCAACAUUUUGGAACCAAAAGACCUUGGCUGAGCAGCGAAGUUACCGCAAAAGAGUUUCUAGCCAGCUACAGAGUCGUCAAAUGAGCACUCGAAUGUCGAUGGCCGCCAACCACCAGUCACGAAUGCGACCGGUCAAACGCCAGUUGACGUUCCUGCGACCACGACAUCGAUCGGUCACAUAUCAGGAAAACGAAACAGCGUGCAAGAUCCAACAAGCUUAUUAA
This is a messenger RNA of Aphanomyces astaci, 423 nucleotides long. RefSeq lists its product as hypothetical. Bases 1 to 423 code for a protein of 140 amino acids. The record is from RefSeq and is a predicted model, not a curated record. The transcript is spliced from 4 exons. Lineage: Eukaryota; Oomycota; Saprolegniomycetes; Saprolegniales; Verrucalvaceae.